GUCUCUCGAGUCCACGCCGACGCAGUCGCCUAAAGAAGGGGCGCCCGCCAACACCUGCCCGCUUUAUCCCGGAGUUAAUUCCCGACCGAUCGGAACUCUGCUUUUGCCGCCGUCCAAAAAAGCACGCCCGCACCCUCGGAGGAACAGCCGACGACUGCCUCUGAUCCCGCGACCGGCGCGGUCCCGAGGGACUCGACCGCAACCUACAACAUGCACCAACCGCCGUACCCGCCGAGCCAGGCGCAGCCGCUGCCUUCAGAUAUGCACUCGCGCUCUCACCAGCUGCCGUAUCCCCCGCCCCAGGUGCCGCAGCUACCUUCAAUGCCCCCACCGAACACGCAAUACCAGGACAGCGUCCCCAUGACGGGCCCCGGAGCGCUGCAGCCAGGGAAGCCCGGCGACGCCCCCCAGCCGCCUUCCUCGCAAUCCCAAGAACGCGCCCCGCUCACGCCUGAGCAGAGACGGCAGCAAGAGCUGAACCUCAAGCCGUACUCCUCCGAAGAUGAUCAGGGCCGGGUAUACUCCCUUGACGUUGUGCAACAGCCACAACGUGCGCGAAUGUGUGGUUUUGGCGAUAAGGACCGCCGUCCCAUCACGCCACCGCCUUGUGUGAGACUCAUCGUUAGAGAUGCAAAAACCGGGAAGGAAAUCGAUUGCAAUGAGAUUGAGCACACAAUGUACGUUCUCAACGUUGAUCUCUGGUCCGAGGACGCUCUCAAGGAGGUGAACCUCGUCCGCCAUACCACGGCAACACCUUCGAUAUCGUCCACGUCGCCUGCAUCCUACGCCCAAAUCGAGCAGGCCUCGCCUGCCUAUUCGCACAUGGUGCCGCCCGGCCGGGAUAUGGCUUACUCGCAGCAAAUGGCCUAUCACCCUCCUCCGGGCCAACCCGUUAGCCCUUACGGCAUGCAGCAAUCAUACGGCCAAGGUUUCGUCUCGCCAAACGGGGCCAGCUACCAACCCCCUAAUCAGUAUUACCCGCAGGCCGACCUGCAAGGCCUGGGCCAGCUCGUAACGUCGCCUUACGGACCUCCACGUGUAUACGAUCCCCAGUAUGGCGGCAUGCCUCAGCGCAUGUCCAUCAGCGGUAAUCCGCCCUCGGGCAUGUUUACGCGGAACCUGAUUGGGAGCCUAGCCGCCAGUGCUUUCCGCCUCCAGGACACCCAGGAUAAGAUUGGCAUCUGGUUUAUAUUGCAAGAUCUUAGCGUCCGCACCGAGGGAUGCUUCCGGCUACGCUUCUCCUUUGUGAACGUUGGCGCUCCCGGUUCGUCGGGAAACGGGUCCAUCAACGUCGGCAAAGCUCCUGUUCUUGCCUCCGUCUUCAGCGAUGUCUUCCAAGUCUACUCAGCCAAAAAGUUUCCCGGAGUUUGCGAGAGUACCGCUCUGAGCAAAUGCUUCGCAAGCCAGGGUAUCAAGAUCCCCAUCCGCAAAGACAACCCGAAUAAGAACUCAAACCAGGACGACGACGAUUACGAUUAG
This is a messenger RNA of Thermothelomyces thermophilus ATCC 42464, 1479 nucleotides long. RefSeq lists its product as uncharacterized. The record is from RefSeq and is a predicted model, not a curated record. The coding region runs from base 211 to 1479 and encodes 422 amino acids. Lineage: Eukaryota; Fungi; Ascomycota; Sordariomycetes; Sordariales; Chaetomiaceae. The transcript has 6 exons.